This is a messenger RNA of Aspergillus tanneri, 417 nucleotides long. RefSeq lists its product as uncharacterized. NCBI's taxonomy places the organism in Eukaryota, Fungi, Ascomycota, Eurotiomycetes, Eurotiales, Aspergillaceae. The transcript has 3 exons. The coding region runs from base 1 to 417 and encodes 138 amino acids. The record is from RefSeq and is a predicted model, not a curated record.
AUGGUGUCUGCCUAUGUCGAUAAUUUUCAAUGGCCGCCCUUCUUCCAGGUUUAUGUGAAGGCUGUUGGCGACACAGGGGUCAACGUUGGAGCGUUUGUCUUGGGUAUUGUGAAGAAACCAGAGAUCACCCUUAGUGGUCGAACGGUCCAGGGGACGCUUGGGUUUAACACUAUGGACGAAAUGAUGCUGAAUCUGGCCGAAUCUAUGUUCCUUGGUUGGGGAAGAGAAUUGAACCUGAUAUUGCAAUAUUUGGAAAUGACUGGGGGACGUGGCUGGAUGCCUUCGGGGAAAGACAGCUCCUUGAUUAUAGCCAAGGACAUUGGCUUGGAUGUCGGUACUGAGCUUGAAAGCUGGAAGGAAAACAUGGUCAAGAAGAACUGGAAAUAUGUGCUUGAUAUUAAACAAUGGGUGCUCUAA